Molecule: messenger RNA, 4740 nt
Organism: Protopolystoma xenopodis
Lineage: Eukaryota; Metazoa; Platyhelminthes; Monogenea; Polystomatidea; Polystomatidae
Source: the annotation of a GenBank genome assembly
AUGAAAGCGGUAGCAUUGCGUGUAGAUCCUCAGAUCAGCUGUCUUUCGGCUCAGAUCGCAUUGACCCCACUCGACGAGUAUGUUGGUACCAAAAGUGUGUUAAAGUCAACUUUAAAUGAUGGCAAAAAAAAGUCUACAUCACAUUUACAAACAGAUACAGAUUUGCCAGUUGAUCACAUUUCUGAUCAACAACUCGAUCCGAGUUCCGAAUUGUCAAUCUCUCAGACGAGAACCAAUUUUUCGGAAACCGGUCACCAUGGCCGAGAUCGUAAACGUCCUGACGACUGGGCAGUUGGAGGAGCAGAAGAUGGCGUGAAUGGUGGAUCUUUGCCGAGAUUGAUUGUUACACGAUCAAUUCACGAUUCCACCGAAACAUUCAGUUCACCGCCAAUCCAUCCCUCCUCUUCGGAGGCGUGGAUUGAUGAGACGGAUCGUCUGAAACCGCCAAAAUGGUCUUCACCGCUGUUGACCGGCAAAAUGUCGGCUCGAGCGGAGCAUCACGAACCACCGCACGACACUUCGAAGUCGAGCAAAUGUCAACAGAAAGCGAGUUUUGAGCAGAAUCGCUGCAAAAGUGCACUGAAUGCCAACCGGACCGUGGCGUCAAGUCAACCGUUGACACAAAAAACCAGCAGUUUGACGCGCAGCCUGCAAGAGGAGGACUUCGCCCGACUUCCCGCGAUGGUACCGAUUAUGAGCGUCAACGACGUCAACAUGGACAACACGAUCACGGAACCGGUACUGCGAUCGCACAGCUGUUCGCAUGAUCGUGGCGGAGAGUCGGAUCUGUUGGCGAAUGUGAACGUGACCAAGAAUAGUGAUCCGGACAAUACGUUGAAUUUGGACGUGAACAUUGAGAAUGCAGACCCAUUCGAUGCCAACGAGUUGACACUCAGUCCAAGUGAUAAUCACUCGUGGUCAUGGCGAAAAAAGUGCAUUUACAAAGACGAUUCUACCAAAAUACAAGCACCGUUUGAUGUGGAAGCCGAGGUGGAGACGGUGCAAAGUGGGAAAAAUGGGAAAAAUGGGAGAAAUGUGGAAAAUGGGAAAAAUGGGAAAAAUGGGAAAAAUGGGAAAAAUUGGAAAAAUGUGGUUGUCGAUACGAGAAAAGAGAUAAGUGUCACGUCGGACGAGAUACCAUCGACUGGCGGUGGAUCUUCGUUGAGUCUUCAAGUUGUCGUCAAUCCAACUCGUCCGGUCAGUCCAUUUGAGGGAAUUUGUGAAAUGUUGUCAAGACCACGACUCAUGGAUUCACCAAUCACCAAUUGGAUGUCCAUUCCUAUGGACAAUGUGAGAGUGGAAAGUGUCUCAGAUAAUUGCUUUUCGUCGAAACUCACAUUUCCCCACUUGACGUUGGUCGGUGAGCGUCAAUUUGGCUCGGCGUUUGUCAAACAAUGCCGUACAAUUCGACCGACGUUGGAAGUCAGCUUGAAUGUUGUCACUCUGUUGGAAUAUGAAGGUCCUGAACCGGUGCAAAAUGGUCAAUCGGUCAAUGCUGAGGGUCAAUGUGUUUUGAACAAUCGAAAACCGCGUGGCAAGAUGGCACCAUUUCAAAUUAAGGUUAGUGCAAUAGCUGGACACUGGGAGACGGAGGGGUCGGAAGAAAAAUGUACAAUUAAUCAUGUUGUGGAACCAACAAAGAAAGAUAAUUCAUAUUGUCCAAUUAAAGAGGGCAGUUUAAGCACAAAAGAUGGGCAAUUUUCGUCAAAGUAUGCGAAAAACACAAUUUCCAGCACAAGUUCCACAGAGAAACGACAGUUGCCACGGGAUAAAAUAGAAAUUAUUCGUGAUAAAAAGGUUGAAAUUGGGCAAAAAUCGGAUAUUUCACCGAAAAAUACGCAAUAUUUCAACUCUGAAAUGGAAAAGGACAACCAUCUCGGCAGAUUGGACGUUGAACAGGCUCCGAUUUCGAUCAACCAGCCAUUUGAUAAAGUUGUAGAAGAAAAAAAAACAGAUUCUGCACAAUCUCGACAUGAAGAGGGUAGCGCUGAUCAAAAAGAAUCACAUUUUUCGCCAAAAGUUGUGAAAAGCCCAAAUUCCAGCGUUGGUUCUACAGAGAAACGAGAGUUGCCACGGGAUAAAAUGGAAAUUGUUGGUGAUGGUAAGGCGGAAAUUGGGCAAAAAUCGGAUGAUUCUCCCAAAAUAACGCAAUAUUUCAACUCUGAUAUGGAAAAGAAUAACGUGCUUGUCAGUUUGGACGUUGCACGGUCUCCGAUUUCGGUCAAACAGCCGACGGAUUCGAAGAAUAUGUUGUCAUUUGAUCAAGUUGUAGAAGAAAAACAAACAGAUUCUGCACAAUCUCCACUUAAAGAGGGUACCGUUGAUCAAAAACAAUCACAUCUUUCGCCGGAUCAUGUGAAAAGCCAAAGUUCCAGCACCGGUUCCACAGAGAAACGAGAUUUGCCACGGGAUAAAAUGGAAAUUGUUGUUGAUGGUCAGGCGGAAAAUGGGCAAAAAUCUGAUAUUUCACCAAAAGAUACACAAUAUUUCAACUCUGAAAUGGAAAAAAAUGACGAUCUUGGCAGAUUAGUUGUAGAAGAAAAAAAAACAGAUUCUGCAAAAUCUCCACAUAAAGAGGGUACCGUUGAUAAAAAAGAAUCACAUUUUUCGCCGGAUUAUGGGAAAAGCCAAAGUUCCAGCACCGGUUCUACAGAGAAACGAGAGUUGCCACUGGAUAAAAUGGAAAUUGUUGGUGAUGCCAAGGUGGAAACUGGGCAAAAAUUGGAUAUUUCACCCAAAAUAACGCAACAUUUCAACUCAGAAAUGGAAAAGGAUAACGAUCUUGGCAGAUUGGAGGUUACAGAAGCUCCGAUUUUGGUGAACCAAUCGACGGAUUCGAAGCAUAUGUUGCCAUUUGAUGAAAUUGUAGAAGAAAAAAAAACAGAUUAUGCACAAUCUCGACUUAAAGAGGGUAGCGUUGAUCAAAAAGAAUCACAUUUUUCGCCGGAUUAUGUGAAAAGCCCGAUUUCCAGCACCGGUUCCACAGAGAAACGAGAUUUGCCACGGGAUAAAAUGGAAAUUGUUGGUGAUGGUAAGGCAGAAAAUGGGCAAAAAUCUGAUAUUUCGCCCAAAAAUACACAAUAUUUCAACUCUGAAAUGGAAAAGGAUAACGAUCUUGGUAGAUUGGACGUUACACAGGCUCCGAUUUCGGUGAACCAGUCGACGGAUUCGAAGCAUAUGUUGCCAUUUGAUAAAGUUGUAGAAGAAAAAAAAACAGAUUAUGCAAAAUCUCCACUUCAACAAGAAUCACAUUUUUCGCCGGAUUAUGUGAAAAGCCCAAAUUCCAGCGUUGGUUCUACCGAGAAACGAGAGUUGCCGCGGGAUAAAAUGCAAAUUGUUGGUGAUGCCAAGCCGGAAACUGGGCAAAAAUCGGAUAUUUCACCGAAAAUCACGCAACAUUUCAACUCUGAACUGGAAAAGAAUAACAUUCUUGUCAGUUUCGACGUGGCCCAAACUCCGAUUUUGGUGAAUCUUUCUGCGGAGAGGUCAGCUUCACCGACUACGGUGGCCAAAUUGGUACCACAAUCGGAUUCGCCAAUGGCCUGUCUGCGACCGAGAAGCCAAAUCCAUUUGCCCAACAUGUUGACAAGACGUCAGUCGGCCGAUGGUGUCUGUGACGUGGUCACCGAUUGCGGCAAAACUGGCGGCUUUUCGGUAGAUGAAUUGUCACGUGUAUCGAUGCUGCCGUCAGAUCGAGAUCUCGAAAAUAUCGUCGACAUUGUGUAUGAUCUCGAUGUGGACGUCAGUCUACCGCCCGGCAUGGAUACAGUGUUGAGCAUCGAUUUGGACGAUCUCGAUGUGGAAGGUGUUCAACCACUUCAUCUCUAUCUCCAGCCUCAAAUGGACGCCAUUUUCGGUACCAAUUCGAAAGAUGUACAAUCUCCUCCGCCCGUCGACUCUUCCACGUUACAGCCAAGUUCACCGCCAAGUCUGUCGGGACGUGGCAACAGUAGACAUUUGACUCGAGUCACUUGUUGUCCUGUCGAGGCGAUCUCAUCGCCGAAUCAACAAUCGACCAUCGACAAUCAUCAAUUUGCAAAUUAUCCUUCAACACAUGAUGCAACAUGUGAACAAUCGGUUGCCAUGUGGUGCAAUGAGAUGAUGUGUGAUGUCCACUUUCCCAUCACCAAUCUGACAACCGACUCGGUGAUGUGCGUUGAAAUGUUCGAUGAAAAGACGGCAGCGUCAACUCGUGACAAUAGCGACAAUUGGUUGGGUUGCAUGUCGCCUAGCAACGGGGCGUACAGCUCCACGGCAACAGUGCACUAUCGCACGGUGGACAAUUGGAAAGGGGAAAAGAGUGCCGGUCGAAGGCAGUUUGAUGACUCGUUGAUCAGCUCGAGAACGACCAACAUGCUGGAAAUGGAGUCGAUCAUCAGAGCGUCCUACCCGUCGACUUUGGCUAAUGUGGAAGAAUUGGAUUUGACCCAAAUGUCACAUCGUGCCACCGACUGUCGGCAGACAACAUCACAAGAACAAUAUGAAGUUGACGGUAGACACGAUCGGACAGAUUUGUCAAUCAGCUGUCCGUUGGGCGAGACGACGGAAGAGGUGGAUUUCACGAAAAAGCACACUUCAAACCAGAACCAAAUGGAACAGUCGAAAGGACCUGAAAUGAAUGAGCUCACCUCGGACAAAUGUCCCAAAAAAAUGGGUGUUAAAGCCGAUUGUUUCGAGCAUCCAGUUGACAAUCACGCCGAACAGGUGACAGUCAACUCGGCCGAACCAACCGGUUAUGGG